Molecule: messenger RNA, 1545 nt
Organism: Ixodes scapularis (black-legged tick)
Lineage: Eukaryota; Metazoa; Arthropoda; Arachnida; Ixodida; Ixodidae
Product: monocarboxylate transporter 12-like
Exons: 6
Coding region: 1-1545 (514 amino acids)
Biological process (GO): transmembrane transport
Molecular function (GO): monocarboxylic acid transmembrane transporter activity
Source: RefSeq, a predicted model, not a curated record
AUGUCCUGCCACGAACGCCUACAUAAAAUAAUUCGGAAAGAAAAAAGCCAGUUCCUGCUGAUAAAUGGAAAAAGAGUUAAAAUUUACAGAGAGGAAAUCCAACAAUAUGGUUGUGACAGCAUCCAGAGCUGGCUCACGGCUGGAGCGUGUGCGUUUACCACCUUCUUCGCCCUGGCCCCUUUAAUGUGCUCUGGAUUCUUUUACGUCACCAUUAUGAACGAAUUCAAUGUGAGCCAUCAAGAAGCCUCUUGGACAAUCAUGAUUCUUGGAGGAGCGAGGGUUCUUUCAGGUCUACUGGCGGCGUUUAUUGGACAUCGAUUUACAGCAAGGCCGCUAAUCAUUUUCGGCGCCGUCGUUUCCUCAUUAGGUGUGAUGCUCAGCUUUUUUGCUCAUAAACUUUGGAUGCUUCAUUUGACGUUAGGAGCAAUUCACGGAUUCGGAAGUGGCAUUGUUUAUGCGAUGAACCCAGUUGUUAUCAGUGAGCACUUUGACAAGUACAUGGCUCUCGCCACAGGAAUCAACUUCGCAGGAUCCCCUCUUGGAAGUUUUAUUUUCCCAAAACUCCUCGAACAACUAGUGCAGGUGUACGGCUUUCACAGCGCCAUGCUCAUUUUUGGGAGUAUCUUGCUCAACGCGUUGGCGUUCAGCUUGUUCCUUCGUCGACCUCAUUGGCUCGUACCGCAGAACCUUGAGCAUAUACCUAAACAACCAGGGGAGUCGAAGUUCCAAGGCGCCAAUGAACCCUAUACCAUCUCAGGCCAGAUGACUCUGCGGGGUGGCCAAUCGAAGCAGAAGGUAGAAUCAAUGCAAGGAUCGCUUGUUAUUUUCAAGGCUCCGGUGUUCUACUUAAUUACCUUCUCAUUCAUUGCAUUUUGCCUAAGCUACGACUGCUACAAUUCCCUGUUCCUUGAUUUUACCAUUGGUCGGGGAAUAAGUAUGUCCAAUGCUGUAACCAUGACGUCCAUUUGCUCCUUGGCUGACCUCGCCGGAAGAUUGAUCUUACCGGCAUUAACUGACAAAAAACUGGUCGAAAGGAAGACAUCUGUGACGGCUCUGCUUACAUUGCUGGGAUGUUUCUAUAUUGCGAUGUCUUUUGCAAGUGGCUUUUGGGUCAUAUUUACAUUUACAAUGGCAAUAGCUGCCCUUCUCGGCUGUGGUGUCGUGCUCUUUCCUGUGCUUCUUGUCGAACACGUCGGUUUGGACAACAUAUUUAUGGCUACAGGCAUGCUGACGGCUCUCACAGCAGUUUUUUCAUUUUUUAAACCAUUCUUGAUCGGCUAUUUCCGGGAUUCUUUGGGAGAAUACGACUUGUUGUUCGUCGCCUGCGGCUGCGGAGCAAUCUUGGCUUCAGUGACGUGGGCCACGAUAUCGGUAGUAAGAUGUACCACAGAACGACACGAAUGGACGAUCGACCAUGAGAAUGACGAAAGAGUUAUUUCGGAUGGAACCUACGUGCACAUUUCUUGGGUGGCUCAUAAGGACGACGGCAAGCACGCCUAUCAAAGACGAACAUCGGUUUACACAGCAGCGCUUGUAUUUUACUAA